AUGGCCGCCGACAAGGUGAUCCCCAUCUCGGCCUCUCCGAGCAGAACCCCGAGCAGCACCCCCGGUACCACUAUUGCCAGCACCACUGCUGCCGAGACGAUGACCAGGCCCAUCCGUGUGAGCUUGGGCCGAAGCAUGAUUGCCUUGGGAACUGGGCCAGGUGGGCUUCCUGCUGGGGAGGCCGUGAUGCAGGACGGGGAGAUUUGGUCUAUCGAGCAACUGUGCCUCGCUAUCGACGACCUUCAGGAUCAUUAG
Diaporthe citri is the source of this 255-nucleotide messenger RNA. RefSeq lists its product as uncharacterized. The transcript has 2 exons. The coding region runs from base 1 to 255 and encodes 84 amino acids. NCBI's taxonomy places the organism in Eukaryota, Fungi, Ascomycota, Sordariomycetes, Diaporthales, Diaporthaceae. The record is from RefSeq and is a predicted model, not a curated record.